CUUGCACAGUCUGAGUUUUGGUUCAAGGAAUUUUCGCCUUCUUUUAUGUGUAUCUGGAGUACCAUAUUCGAAUUGCCAGCCUUGCGAAUUGCUUGCAUCACAUAAAAUUACUAACCAUGCCGCCCGACAUCAACUCUCUCCCGCCCUCCCGCUCUACCUCUCACUCCCCUUACCAGGCCCGUACAUUUGCCAAUUCGGCAGAAAUCCCGUCGGGCCAAUCGCUCUCCCCUCGUUCUUCUUCUACAUCUCUUGCAGCUGCCGCGACCAUGAAUGCAACAGACCGCUCGAGACGUUCCUCAGUCAGUGCCAAUCGCGGUUCUCCGCAUGCAACCAGAGUGCACGAGCGACGACGGUCCACGGUAGCCAUGAAUCUGAAUUUAAAUGACCCGACUUUACCUGGCCCUGGCGAGCUGUCCAGUAGUGAUUACCGUUCAUCCAUUGGAAGUUCUUAUAGGACCCACAGUCCAACUAGUAUCGGCGGGAACCCAACUAUCGCCACUGGUGACCCCCACCACCAAAGAACGCCAUCCCUUGGUGAGAUACAUCAGGAGCUAGAAGAAGAGCAAGAAGCGCAGGUGAAUCGACUGCUGCAAAUGAUUCGGAUACAGCAAGCCCAGCUGCAGAGACAGCAACAACAACAGUUUGCAGCGUCAGGGACUGCCAUUGUUGACGAUUCCACUCCAACAUCUGAACGUUCCGUGUCUUUUCCUCCCGUACCGGCGCCUCCGCCAACCCACAGAUCCUCAACGCAAAUUCCAUCCAGUCUUUCCAGACGCCGCAGUUCUGGCCAUUCACCCGCCAUUCCCUCUCAUGUGGAGCCCGAAACCGGUAUCCUCUCUGCUGACUGGUCGUCAAUAGGAGGAGACGGCAGUGGACGACAUGGCAGCCGUGACGAGACGUCCUACUACCAAGCGGAGACGGCGAUGCUAACAAGGGAAAAUCAAAUGCUGCGAGUGAGGAUUCGAGAGCUAGAACGCCAAGUUGCUGAGCUAAGCUCAUCAGCUGCUCACACACCAAGCACAAGUUCGCGCCUAUCGAAUGCAGAGGCAGUGCCUCCAACACCAGCCAGAAUCGAAUCAGAGGAGUCAUCUCAGACACCGCAAUCUGCGGAAGAUGUAGAAAAACCUUGAGAUGCGCAAUUUGAAUCGCGAUUGCGUUUUAUUUUUGCCUGAUCAUACGAAUCCCUCCCCACUUCUCCAAUUCCACGGAUGCCAAGCGAUGUUGCUGGAUGGCUGGAACUCGCGUGCAAUUCGAUAUCCCAAAUUACCUCAGCCACAACCAGCACACGACACACUCGUAUGGACUUAUCUAUGACCCGGAAAAACAAAUAAAAUCUGUUUCGGAUACACAUAGCACUACCACUUAUCUAUUUGCAUCAGCUCUCAGUCUCAUGGUCCGGGUAUUUCCGAUUCUGAUACCUUGUUAACCGCACGAUAAACCCAUUUUAUAAUGAAGUUGAUGUUUGUUGCAAAUUUGUAACCUGUUAGCGAUCUUGCUUGCGCGGGAUAAUACGAUUGUUUUUCCUUUGCAUGUACAUCAUCACAUGUCUGGCCGGGCAGGGUAAGUACUACAUAGCCUGCCAGUGACGGAUGCAUAGAUGCUUGAAUGAAAAGGGCAUUAUCUCUCAUCUUCUAUUGGUCUCACUUCCUCUUUUUGUCAGUUUAUUCCGCCUUUCAUGGCUCAGCAUUCAAAAUCAUAUUUAUUGCUGCUACAGACUUUUUUUUUGUAUGUAUUCUUGUCUGUCUAAUUUUUGUAUCCGUGUAUGGCGUUUCCCAGGAUAUCCAGUCAACCCAACGCAUUUCCCUCUUCUCUUAUUCAAUUAUGAUGAAUGCAUUUAUUGUUGGUACUACUUUUGGCAUUUUUCCAUUUCGCAUUUCUGUUAUCCCGCAGGCUCCAUAUGGAUGAAGCCAUAGGCAUGAAGUGAU
Histoplasma capsulatum G186AR is the source of this 1925-nucleotide messenger RNA. RefSeq lists its product as uncharacterized. Lineage: Eukaryota; Fungi; Ascomycota; Eurotiomycetes; Onygenales; Ajellomycetaceae. The record is from RefSeq and is a predicted model, not a curated record. The transcript has 3 exons. The coding region runs from base 117 to 1130 and encodes 337 amino acids.